This is a messenger RNA of Scatophagus argus, 7059 nucleotides long. RefSeq names its product collagen, type II, alpha 1b (gene col2a1b). The record is from RefSeq and is a predicted model, not a curated record. Bases 650 to 5122 code for a protein of 1490 amino acids. NCBI's taxonomy places the organism in Eukaryota, Metazoa, Chordata, Actinopteri, Scatophagidae. The transcript is spliced from 54 exons. Gene Ontology annotation, molecular function: extracellular matrix structural constituent; protein binding.
CAACCUAAGAAGACUAUCUGAUGCAGGCACCAUUCUAAAAUACCACGGUGAGAUAUUUUUUCAGGGCCACCCCACAGAACAGGUUACAAUGCAGUACUCGUCUUAGGAGCGGGGAAUUUAUCGCACGCAUUUAUAAAGAAAGAAGAAGCUCCUUCAAUUAGCGUAACGAAGUGAUUCAAACAUCGCUGUGCUUUCGAUGAACAGGAGCCGGAGGAGAAAAGGGGAGGGGGGCAAAGUUACCGAGGUUGAGGAAAGUUUCAGUUUUUUUGGGUUCAGUAGCAGCACGUGUAGGAAGGAGUGGUCUGGGUCUGGAAUAAUGGAACCUGGGAGACAGAAUGGGAGGGAAACGGGGCUCAGAUUUCAGCCUGACUGGGGGUAAGGGGCCGGACUGAUAUUUGGGAAUAUACGAAGAUUCAUUGAAGGCAACGCGGACAUAAAACUACAGCGUCUGGCCUGAAGCGGUCGGUGCUGAGUUUCUGCUGCAGGUCCGGGUCCUGCCGCUGGAUUCCCCCCAUCGGUUUUUGGGAAGGGUGACUUUCGAAUGGUUCGGCUUUUGUAAUCGGGGACACACACUAAAUACUGAGAGAAGCCUCCGCUCCCUUUGCACCCUUCUUUCUCCCUGAGGGCCCUGCAUGUCUAAUAUUUAGACAUGUUCAGCUUUAUGGAUUCCAGGACUGUACUGCUACUUGUAGCAACCCAAGUCUGUCUAUUAGCCGUUGUGAGAUGUCAGGAGGACGACCAGGAGGAUGUUUUUAGCUGUAUACAAGAUGGACAGCGCUAUAGCGACAAGGACGUAUGGAAACCAGAGCCUUGUCGCAUCUGUGUUUGUGACACUGGAGCUGUCCUGUGUGACGAGAUUGUCUGCGAGGAGCUAAAAGACUGCCCCAAACCUGAAAUCCCAUUUGGAGAGUGUUGCCCCAUCUGCGCUGCUGACCAGUCACCACCCAUUGGCACUCCUGGAGCUAAGGGUCAGAAAGGUGAACCCGGAGACAUUACCGAUGUUGUAGGACCAAGAGGACCUGCUGGCCCUAUGGGCCCACCAGGAGAGCAAGGAUCCCGUGGACUGAGAGGAGAGAAGGGAGAGAAGGGAAGCCCUGGGCCCCGUGGCAGAGAUGGUGAGCCUGGCACCCCCGGAAACCCUGGCCCCCCUGGGCCUCCAGGACCUAAUGGACCCCCUGGCCUUGGUGGAAACUUUGCUGCUCAGAUGGCUGGUGGUUUCGAUGAGAAGGCUGGCGGCGCACAGAUGGGUGUGAUGCAAGGACCAAUGGGCCCCAUGGGUCCCAGAGGACCACCUGGCCCCUCCGGAGCACCUGGCCCACAAGGUUUCCAAGGCAACCCAGGAGAGGCUGGAGAGCCUGGACAAUCUGGCCCCAUGGGUCCCCGUGGACCUGCUGGACCCCCUGGAAAACCUGGAGAUGAUGGUGAGUCUGGCAAACCUGGCAAAGCAGGCGAGCGUGGACCUUCUGGACCUCAGGGAGCUCGUGGAUUCCCAGGAACUCCUGGCCUGCCUGGCAUCAAGGGACACAGAGGCUAUCCAGGUCUUGAUGGUGCAAAGGGAGAGACUGGAGCUGUUGGGGCUAAGGGUGAGGCUGGUGCUUCUGGAGAGAGUGGUGCCCCUGGACCAAUGGGACCUCGUGGUUUGCCUGGUGAGAGAGGCCGUUCUGGACCCAGUGGUGCUGCUGGAGCACGUGGAAACGACGGUUUGCCCGGUCCUGCUGGUCCCCCAGGCCCUGUCGGUCCUUCUGGAGCUCCAGGCUUCCCUGGCUCUCCUGGUGCAAAGGGAGAAGCUGGUCCUACUGGUGCUCGUGGACCUGAGGGUGCACAGGGACCUCGUGGAGAGUCUGGCACUCCCGGAUCACCCGGACCUUCUGGUCCUUCUGGAAACCCUGGUACUGAUGGUAUCCCCGGAGCCAAAGGAUCAGCUGGUGCUCCUGGUAUUGCUGGUGCUCCUGGUUUCCCUGGACCUCGUGGGCCUCCCGGGCCUCAGGGAGCAACUGGACCUCUUGGACCCAAAGGAACAUCUGGAGACCCAGGUAUUCCAGGCUUCAAGGGAGAGGCUGGACCCAAAGGAGAAAUUGGACCAGCUGGUCUUCAGGGAGCUCCCGGCCCACAAGGAGAAGAAGGAAAGAGAGGACCCAGGGGUGAGCCCGGUGCUGCUGGACCCCUUGGACCUCCUGGAGAGAGAGGUGCCCCUGGCAAUCGUGGUUUCCCUGGUCAAGAUGGUCUGGCUGGUCCCAAAGGAGCCCCUGGUGAGCGUGGUCCUUCUGGUGCCAGUGGUUCCAAGGGUGCUAACGGUGACCCUGGCCGGCCUGGAGAGUCUGGCCUGCCUGGAGCCAGAGGUCUGACUGGACGCCCUGGUGACGCUGGUCCUCAAGGCAAAGUUGGACCUUCUGGAGCUCCUGGUGAGGACGGUCGCCCUGGACCCCCUGGCCCACAAGGAGCUCGUGGACAGCCUGGUGUCAUGGGAUUCCCUGGACCGAAGGGAGCAACUGGUGAGCCUGGCAAGUCUGGUGAGAAAGGACUGGCUGGAGCUCCAGGUCUGAGAGGUCUGCCUGGCAAAGAUGGAGAAACCGGCCCCUCUGGACCCCCUGGCCCUGCCGGUCCUGCUGGAGAGAGAGGAGAGCAAGGACAGCCUGGUCCCUCAGGUUUCCAGGGUCUUCCUGGACCUCCUGGCCCACCUGGUGAGGGAGGCAAGCCUGGAGACCAGGGAGUUCCUGGAGAGGCUGGAGCUUCUGGUGCAACUGGACCCAGAGGAGAGCGUGGUUUCCCCGGAGAGAGAGGAGCUGCCGGUCCUCAGGGUCUGCAGGGACCCCGAGGUCUUCCUGGAACUCCUGGAACUGAUGGGCCCAAAGGAGCCAUCGGACCUGGUGGUGGCGCUGGAGCUCAAGGACCCCCCGGUCUGCAGGGUAUGCCUGGAGAGAGAGGAGGUGCUGGCAUUCCUGGACCCAAAGGAGACAGAGGUGACAUUGGAGAGAAAGGACCUGAAGGUGCUCCUGGUAAAGAUGGUGCUCGGGGUCUCACUGGUCCCAUUGGUCCUCCUGGUCCUGCUGGUCCCAAUGGUGAGAAGGGUGAAUCUGGUCCUGCUGGUCCUUCUGGAGCUCCUGGUACCCGUGGUGCUCCUGGUGACAGGGGAGAAACUGGACCUCCUGGGCCUGCUGGAUUUGCUGGACCCCCUGGUGCUGACGGUCAGCCUGGAAUCAAGGGAGAGCAGGGAGAAUCUGGACAGAAGGGUGACGCUGGUGCCCCUGGACCCCAAGGACCCUCUGGUGCCCCUGGACCUGCAGGUCCUACAGGUGUUUCUGGACCUAAAGGUGCUCGUGGUGCUCAGGGGCCUUCUGGUGCCACUGGUUUCCCCGGUGCUGCUGGCCGAGUUGGACCUCCUGGUCCCAAUGGUAAUCCUGGACCUGCUGGUCCUGCCGGCCCUCCUGGUAAAGAUGGACCCAAGGGUGUGAGGGGAGACGGUGGACCCCCAGGCAGACAGGGUGAUGCUGGUCUCCGCGGUCCUGCUGGGUCUCCUGGAGAGAAGGGAGAUGCUGGAGAGGACGGUCCCCCUGGUCCCCUGGGUCCUUCAGGUCCUCAGGGUCUGGCUGGUCAGCGUGGUAUCGUCGGUCUGCCUGGACAGCGUGGUGAGAGAGGUUUCCCUGGUCUGCCUGGACCUUCUGGUGAGCCUGGAAAGCAGGGAGCUCCUGGUGGCAGCGGAGACCGUGGACCCCCUGGACCUGUUGGACCUCCUGGACUCACUGGACCUGCAGGAGAGCCUGGCAGAGAGGGAAACCCUGGAUCCGAUGGACCUCCUGGCAGAGAUGGUGCUGCUGGAAUCAAGGGUGAUCGUGGUAACACUGGUCCUGCUGGUGCUCCUGGCGCUCCCGGUGCUCCUGGUGCUCCUGGCCCAGUUGGUCCCACUGGCAAACAGGGAGACCGAGGAGAAUCUGGUGCACAAGGACCUGCUGGAUCUCCAGGACCUGCUGGGGCCAGAGGAAUGCCAGGACCUCAAGGACCCCGUGGUGACAAGGGUGAGGCUGGAGAGGCUGGUGAGAGAGGACAGAAGGGACACAGAGGCUUCACUGGUCUGCAGGGUCUGCCUGGACCUCCGGGUCAAGCUGGAGACCAGGGUGCCACUGGACCUGCUGGACCUUCUGGACAAAGAGGACCACCUGGACCUGUUGGUCCUGCUGGAAAGGAUGGAGCUAAUGGUCUGCCAGGACCCAUUGGACCACCUGGACCUCGUGGACGCAGUGGAGAGACCGGUCCUGCUGGUCCCCCCGGAAAUCCCGGACCCCCUGGUCCUCCUGGUCCCCCUGGCCCUGGCAUCGAUAUGUCUGCAUUUGCUGGUCUAGGUCAGACUGACAAGGGCCCUGAUCCUCUCAGGUAUAUGAGGGCCGACCAGGCCUCUGGAAACCUUCGUCAGCAUGAUGCUGAGGUCGAUGCCACACUCAAGUCUCUCAACAACCAAAUUGAGAACAUCCGCAGCCCUGAGGGAUCCAAGAAGAACCCAGCUCGCACCUGCAGAGACCUGAAACUCUGCCAUCCUGACUGGAAGAGCGGAGAGUACUGGAUUGAUCCCAAUCAAGGCUGCACCAUUGAUGCAAUCAAGGUCUUCUGCAACAUGGAGACAGGAGAGUCUUGCGUCCACCCCAAGCCCUCCAGCAUUCCUCGCAAGAACUGGUGGUCAAGCAAGAGCAAGGACCGCAAACAUGUGUGGUUCGGGGAGACAAUGAAUGGAGGAUUUCACUUCAGCUAUGGUGAUGACAGCCUGGCACCCAACACUGCUGCCAUUCAGAUGACUUUCCUGAGGCUGCUGUCCACUGAGGCUUCUCAAAACCUCACCUACCACUGUAAGAACAGCGUGGCCUACAUGGACGCCUCAACAGGUAACCUGAAGAAGGCUGUGCUGCUGCAGGGCUCCAACGAUGUGGAGAUCAGAGCCGAGGGCAACAGCCGCUUCACUUACAGCGUGAUGGAGGAUGGCUGCACGAAACACACGGGACAGUGGGGCAAGACAGUGAUCGAAUACAGAUCGCAGAAGACCUCUCGUCUGCCCAUUGUGGACAUUGCCCCCAUGGAUAUUGGUGGAGCAGAUCAAGAGUUUGGAGUUGAAGUCGGUGCAGUCUGCUUCUUGUAAAGAACGAGGGAUCGAAAAGAAGAGAAAGAAGAAGUGGAAAUUUAAAAAAAAUAGGAAGAAGAGCACACUUUAGAUAAAGGAGGAGAGAAAGAGUGAAAAAGAAAAAUCAAGACACUUUUUUUUUUAAAAUGGGACUUUUUUUCUAAGUAAAAAGUGCUUUUUCCAAGUCGAACUCCGUAGGAUAUCUGCACUGAUUGGCACCAGCAACUGUCAUCUGUGAUUCAUGCAGCAUUGCUUCCAGUCAACUCGCCCCCCUAUGGACACCCAGCCUUCCCCAAAGCUCCUGCGCCCCCCCUCACUCCACCUACUCUGCCCUAUGAACAAGAAGGAGGAAGUAUGAGGAGAGUACAGGGACAUGCCAGGGAACUAGAAAGAGAAAAAUGUGUUGGUGUUAUUUAUUUAUUGUUUAGGUCUGGGUCCCAGGUGUGGUAGGACUGAGUUGGUUGCUAAGUAAUAAAAAGCCCACUUACACAUUAUUUAAAAAAAACCUCAUCCACCAACUUCUUCUCUUACUUCCUCCUCUUUACUAAUCACCCCAUCACUCCUGUAGCAUAUCCACUAAAGCAAACAUAUCUCUUUGAAACCAAAAGUCUCGCUAGAAAGUGCAGGUGUUCCUAUUUCUACCACCACAGUGUGUAUCGAAAAGUUAUUGUGUAUUAUAAUAAAAGUCAAUGGUGCUAUUGUUGUAAAACAGUCUGUAUUUUUUAACAACCAGAUACUCAUACAGUGGCUUGUAUAUCUGUAUAUAUAUGUAUAUGUGUGUAUACAUAUAUAUAUAGUUUCUCGGAGAGAGCAUUUCACCUUGGGAUUUUGGAUUUCAGGGUGAUAAAUGUCCCUGCCUCACCCCACACUCCUGCUUCAACCCGCAUGUGAAAGCAAAUGUGCCCAUGAUGAAUUUUUACAAUCAAGGCAUGUCCAAUUUGGGAUUAAUACUGAAUUUAAUUUUCUUGUUAGUUUUGUUUUAGACAUUCUAAAGCUACCUCACACUAAAAACAAAUCAAACUAAGGCCUUUUUCCCCCUGACUCUUUGUAUACAAAUCCCUGUAUCUUAGGUGAAUAUCUAUAUGACCAAAGUGUUUAAGAAUCUUGGUCAUAAAAGCCCAGUCUGCUGCCCUGCCAUUUGCUGUGACCUUUGACCCCUAUCCCUCUCUUCUUCCUCCCAACAGUCCCCUCACACAGGGCGUGUCCUCUGCCUGGACGUAUACACACACAGACACACACGCACACACACACAGAGUCGAAGAGAUUCGUUGUGUGUUUGAUUUUGUUGCUCCCGAUCUACAGCCAGCGCAGAGGGCUCAUUUGUGUGAGGUUGUGUAUAUUUUUAUUAUUAAUAAUAGUUUUAUUAUUAAUAAUAAUAGCAUUAUUAUAUUAUUAUGAUCAUGACUUGUUUUUGUUACGUUUUAAUUAAUGUAAAUUGGAAAUAAAAAACAAAACCAAGUUAACAGGCUGAAGUUGCUUUUUAUUUAUACCCUGAAUUUUUCUCCCCCGUACUGAAAUAUCUGUGACAAUGUUUCUGACUCUGAACCAAGGAAAUUUCUUAUAUAAAGUCACACCUAAAGAUGUGAUUGUCCCCUACUCCCACUGUAUGUUUUUUGUGGCGAUAUAUUUCCAGGGGGAAAAACACCUGAGAUCUCAAGAAAAGGCAGUGAAGAGAUGGAUGAAUGCGGGGUCAUUUUUGUUUGGUGAUUUGUGAAAAAGAAAAACAAAGAAAAAGUUGAAGAAAGAGGUGGUGAAAGUUCAUAUCGUGUACUUUUUUUUAUAUGUGUAAAAUAGUUUUUCAAUCAUUUCAUUAGAGCAGAAAAUAGGAAACACUGGCAAGCAUGAUCAGCUCAUUCUGUGAACUGAUAAUAUCUUCCUGUAUUUUCAUUACUUCUCCUCAUCUUCUUCCUUUUCCAACCCGCAGUAGCAAUAAAAGGUAGAAGCAUUUCUAUGAA